AUGGGUGGAAGUGGAACACAAGAUAAUGGUGUGGACCAUGUUAAUGGCGAAGAGAUGGAUUCAAAUUCAGCUGCUGCUGCAAUGAAAGAUGUCAUGGACAGAGCUGAAGCUAAAUUCAGGCACGCAAAGGAAGUAAGGGAAAGAGAACAUGCAAAAGCUUCUAGAAACAAAGAAUCUGCUAGACAAGAUGUGGAAAGGAAAACAAGGGAAGCCCGUGAAAGAGCAGCAAAUGAAGCACAUGACAGAGUAGCUGUUGAAGCUCGUUUGAGGUCUGAAAGGGCUGUUGUUCAAAGAGCACAAGCUGAUGCACGUGAGCGGGCAGCUAUUGAUGCAAAGGGAAGGGCAGAACGGGCAGCUGGGGCAUGUCAACAAUAUGAGGUCAUUCCUUUGUCUCCAAACAGUUAUUUACAUGUGUUUUAUUUUUUAAAUGAACGGCUGAUAUGCGGUGGAAAAAGUUACUAUGGUGCCGUUCUAUGUUGUGCUUGGAGGUUAUAUCUAAAGAUGAAUCUGUCAAAACCUCUAAAACUGUUGUUGAUGUACAAAAACUUCUCACGUCUACAAAAGAAUGAAGAUGUUAUAGACUAUGCACUGAAGAAGCGGGAUGUGAAACUUGUGCCAUGUGGACUAGAUUAUGGACGCCCAAGGUUUGUUCGAUUUAGAGAACGUAGAUUUCAUCGAUCUUUGGAAAAGACAAGACGUUUCUACCCUCAUGUCCAUAACAUAAUUGGUUUUUUUGUUGCAAAGUUGAAGAAAUGA
Molecule: messenger RNA, 756 nt
Organism: Lactuca saligna
Lineage: Eukaryota; Viridiplantae; Streptophyta; Magnoliopsida; Asterales; Asteraceae
Source: the annotation of a GenBank genome assembly